AUGGCGGCAAGUGCGUCUGCUGCCUCGGUGGCAAACACUUUUGUACCCGAGCACCUCUUUAUCGAAGUUGUCACCCUCGUCACCAUUACCGCAAACGCAGUCGGAUUUAGACGCAAUCUCAGGACGUUGAAUCGUUCCGCUAACGGAGGCAUCAUUCACGCGCUCUGCGUCGACGGUAUGAUCUUCUACCUGGGCAUCAUCUGCAUUCACGUCGCAGAGGUCACCACUUUCUGCGUCGCACCACUUUGA
Molecule: messenger RNA, 249 nt
Organism: Serendipita indica DSM 11827
Lineage: Eukaryota; Fungi; Basidiomycota; Agaricomycetes; Sebacinales; Serendipitaceae
Source: the annotation of a GenBank genome assembly